This is a messenger RNA of Salmo salar (Atlantic salmon), 2123 nucleotides long. RefSeq names its product fasciculation and elongation protein zeta-2. Gene Ontology annotation, cellular component: axon; cytoplasm. NCBI's taxonomy places the organism in Eukaryota, Metazoa, Chordata, Actinopteri, Salmoniformes, Salmonidae. The record is from RefSeq and is a predicted model, not a curated record.
UCUCCCCGAAUGUUGUUAUAUUACCAUAUUGCUUGCGCCUAUCCCGUUUUUAGAGAUCUGCAAACGCCAAGAGGUUAGGACCUUGGAAGUGGCGAAAAAUAGUUUUCAGACCGGUCCAAAGAAGCACAACUCCCACCGGAGGAUGCUGUGUCCUGACAUUCCGUCGUCGCGUACAUCAUUCAUCAGAGGCACUUUGGGUGCAGCCAUGCCGGCGCACCUUGCACAUUUCGAUGACGAUUGGCACGAUUUUAAGGAAUUUGAGCCGGUCUCAGUGCAGGGGACUCGGAUGGACCGAGUAAACUUGGUUGUCGAGCAGGUGACAGGCGUUCUGAGGGUCCUUCCAGAGCUCAACAACAGCUUUUCGUGGCGAAUAAGCAGCUUCAAGUCCACGGAAGAUCUGGUGAACGAUUUAGACGAGAAAUUGACAGUGUUUCCGAUAUUUCAACACCCAAACGGAGAACAUUGCCCCGUAAACAUUAUCACCGAGGAUACAACAUUGAGGAACGACGAGAUCUGGAAUGCUCUCGCAGAUAAUUAUGGUCAUGUCAUGGCAGUGGAUCGGAAACAGUCUCGAACGCGCUCCCUCCAUCUCCCCACUCUAAACCUCAAAGACAAACCAAGGGUGGAUGAUGUAACACAGGAGCUGUCUGACGAUGAGCUGAGGGAACAGAUGGACAUGCACACCAUCAUCGUCUCCUGCCUCAAUGACGAACCCCUCUUCACCACAGAACAGGUUAUUGAAGAGAUAGAGGAGAUGAUGCAGGACUCUCCUGACCUGGGGGCAGAGCAGAACCACCCCUUUCAGUCAGACCUCUCCACGCUCUCUCUGGACAUCCAGCGCCCCAGAACAAACCACAGCUAUGAAGAGCGAGAGAGGACCCUGUGUGUAGCAGAGCUGAAUGAGCGGCUAGAGGAGGUGGAGAUGGCCAUCAGACAUUACAGUGAGGAGCUGAUUCAACACCUGGCCCUCAGGGACGAGCUGGACUUUGAAAAAGAGUAUCUGACAACAGUCAUUCCAUAUGAGAAGAAAGGAGGUCCACCAUCGGUGGAAGAUCUUCAGAUCCUUACCCAAAUCCUGCACGCUAUGAGAGACGACAGUGACAAGGUGCCCAGGCUUCUGACAGACUACAUUCUCAAAGUGCUUUGCCCAACAGAGACUGGAAGGACAAUAACGGACAUUUUGGAAACGAGGUGAGGGAUCUGGUUUCAGUGUCAACAAGCAAAAUGAAGAGGACUCAGUCAGUGUAUAAAAAAUUAAAACAUAAGCACACUUAAUUUAUUCUUUAUGAUGCAUGGUAUUUUACCUCAAGUUGCUCCUUUUUGUGUAACAGCCAUAGAUGUUGUAUACCUCGAUCAGUUUUUAAUUUUCUCUGUGUUGAGCAUAGUGAUUUCCCAAACCUUGUGUAUUUGACAACUUCAAGUAUUGUUUUAUUGUUUUUACUUUAAGUGCAGUGUAAAAUACAGUACUCAAAGUCAUUAGAAAGAUACUCAUACAUUCUAGUGUAGCAUCUACUGUAUGUGGCUGAUUUCAACAGCCUUUUGGACGAUAGGGGGCCUUACUUUUUUGGCCCUGAAGUAAGAUCGAAGCUACUCAUAUCCAAAGGGUUGUGAUUUCAUUUGAUUAACCUAAUCUGAAGGUCUCAGAAACGACUGAGCACUUGUAAUAUCAGGGAUAUGAAACAUUUUAGGUUUGUUUAAAAGUGCUUAAAUACAUUUCAUUAAUAAAAUAAACCUUGAACUAACAUGGCCUCCCUAAAAGCACUGCACAUAUAUUUUUUUAGUCAUAGCUAAAUACUGUAGUAGUACCAUUGUUGUCAUACUUAGAAGGAAUUGCAAAGGUAAUGUGAACAGAACUGUAAUUAAUUACAGAGCACUGAUGUGACUACUAGCUAUGCAUUUGAGUAAAUAAUGACUCACUGAAGCCCUGAAUCAGAGGCACCAUGCAGCCCAGACCUGGCCAGUCUAUGAAGGCUGUGCACACAAGCUGGGCGUUAUUAUAUUUCUAUACACAAGAAAUGAAGAUGCCUUUUUAUUUGCACAUUUGUAAAUGACUUAUUUUUAACCAAAUGUUAUUAUACUGAGCUACUUAUCUGCUAAAAGUAUAAAGUCAAAUGUAAACCCAA